Messenger RNA from Centruroides sculpturatus (bark scorpion), 2257 nucleotides. Its product is annotated as patched domain-containing protein 3-like. Gene Ontology annotation, cellular component: cytoplasmic vesicle membrane; plasma membrane. The record is from RefSeq and is a predicted model, not a curated record. The transcript has 4 exons. The annotation marks the transcript as partial. NCBI's taxonomy places the organism in Eukaryota, Metazoa, Arthropoda, Arachnida, Scorpiones, Buthidae.
AUGUUUUCCAUGAACACAUCCGUAUUCUACGAUUUCAUGAGAAUGACAGAUCGUCCACAAGCUGCAAUGGUUUACAUUAAAAAUAAAUACGGAAACAAUUUAAUACAAAAAGACAAUUUACUCGAUAUACAAAUCUUGGAUGAAAUAAUUAAAAACAUAACGAUUAUUGUAGAUGGAAAAGUAGUAAAUUAUAGAAAUAUAUGUGGCAUAAUGAACGAGAAGUGCAUGAAAAACCCGAUAAUAAAUAUAUUACCGGAGAUGGAUAAAUUACUUUCUAGAAAAAAAAAGUUAAAAUUUCCUCUUCAAAUUGAUCCCUUUACUUAUACAUACGAACUGUGGGCAAUUAACUUCGGCGGAGUAAAAUAUGAUGUAAACGGAUAUGUUCAGGAAGUAGAAUAUAUAAGACUUGUUUAUCCCGUUGACGAAUCGAAUUUCUCUAAAAGACACUGGAUUCGUGAAUGGCGAAAAGCGUUUUUGCGGAAUGUCAACAAAUUGGAUUUUCAUUCGAUCGAGAUAUAUCCGUGUCCUUUCUUAGUUUCUGAAUUAGACGUGAAAAACCUUGCUGAUGAAAUUACACCGUUGAUGAGUGUCGCUGUUAUUGUUGUAACAAUUUUCUGUGCAAUGUCGUAUACGACAAACAGUUGGGUAAAGAGUAAACCUUGGAUGGGAAUUGCUGCAGUUGUGUCUGCUGGAUUAGCAGUGGUUUCUUCUUUCGGGUUGAUGGGUGCGUGUGGAAUUGAAAAUGUCAACUCUAAUAUUAUGCUGCCGUUCCUAAUUUUCGCUACAGAGAUUGACGACGCCUUCGUGAUAGUAGCAAAUUGGAGAGUUACAGAUGUUGAAGACAGCGUGGAAGAACGAAUGGGGAAAACUUAUUCCAAAUCUGCUGUUUCUAUUACCAUAACAACUUUGACAAAUAUUUUAUCUUUCUGCAUAGCGAUGACCGCAGAGUUUCCUGGUGUGAGGAUUUUCUCUUAUUACGCAACGACUUGCGUGUGCUUUACUUAUUUGUAUCAGAUUACGUUUUUUGGAUCGUGCUUAGCACUAAGUGGAUACAGAGAAGAACGUCGUCUUAAUGCAUUUACCUUUAGAGUUACAAAAGAAAGAUCCAACGAGCACAAUAUAGAAGAGAAAAACGAAUACGCUUUUAUGGAAUUCUUCAGAGAUUACGUCGCCGAAAUUCUCUCUCGUCCUUUAGUCAAACUGGUCGUUAUUUUAUUGUACAUAAUUAAUCUUUCAAUAGGUAUUUGGGGAGUAACAUUGUUACAAGAAGGCAUCAACUUCUCUACAUUUUAUCCAAAACAUUCGAAAGUAGCAAAAGCAUAUCAAAUAUAUUACCACUAUUUUACGGAAUUUGCAUAUCCUGUUCAAAUUGUAAUCAACACAACAUUAGAUUAUUCCCAAGUAGACAUUCAGAAAUCGAUAGAAAAUUUAAUGAUGAAAUUUCAAUCUCACCCAAACGUCGCCGGUUCGGAAUUCGAAGUUUCCUGGUUGAAAUAUUACAAAGAGUUUCAGAAUCAUCCGGUAUCGAAAUUUUCCAUGAGUAUUUAUGAUAUGACACAAAAACAAGAUUUCAUUGAUGGACUUCUCCACGUGUUUUUGAGACUUAAAGCAGCAAAACAAUUUUCGACUGACAUAAAUUUUAAUAACAAUUACACAGAUAUUAUCCGAAGUCGUUUUUUUGUUUUAACGAAAAAUAUGUUUGAUAAAGAUAUUGAAAGUACCGUGUUAACCGAUCUAAAGAAAAUAGCAAAAGAAUCUGAUUUACCAAUUAUUGUCCAUUCUUGUUUUUUUCCUUUGGUAGAACAAAUUGUUAUUACCAAACAAAUUACUCUUCAGUUAUUCUGGAUAACAUCUCUGUUAGUAUUUAUUGUUUUUGUUUCAUUUGUUCCUAACGUUAUUUGCGCAUUAAUUGUUGCAUUCUCGAUUGUUUCAAUAAUUGUCGAAACAAUUGGAUUUAUGUCAAUCUGGGGUGUUAAUCUUGACGUCUUUUCCAUGACGAUUAUGAUACUUUGUAACGGAUUUUGUAUUAAUUAUCCGGCUCACAUGUGUUAUGCGUUUUUGACUUCUUCGCAUUCUGUAGCCAAACAUAAGCUGAAGGAAUCGCUUUAUCUCGUUGGGUUUCCUAUAUUUCAAGAAACGUUGGUCCAUGCCAUGCUUUUUAUUCCCGUGUUUCUUAGUAUAGUGGCUUUUCCAUUUAAGAAUAAAAGUGAGACUAAUUCUGAUGAAAGAGAAUACGAUAUUAUUGGUGGUGUUGAAA